AUGUUGCCAUACAUCCCCGGUUUGGGUACAGCCGCGGCGGGAGCUGACUCAGAUGCGGACAUCUUGGACCAAGCGGAACCCGUGAGCUCUCCAUUUCGUGCCCAUCGACAACAAUUGCUCAACAUGAGGUUUGAAGAGAUGACGCCGGAAGAAUCACGACGAUGCACCGAGAGGGCUAUGCAGUCAGUGCCGGUAUCUCUGCCUGUUGGUCAAGUUGGCGGCUCCCCGCACGAUUCUUUGAGCAGCCGGCGUAGCAAUGCUGUAUUCGGGUCUCCGAUGUCCGCAUCUCCCACGGCUGCCAUCGAGGCAGAGCGACGAUGGUGGGCCGAUGCAUCAGAAAGGCAGCUAGAAAAUCUCAGCCAGGUGGUCAAAUCCGAAACGGCCAGGUGUUUCCUGGAACUGGACAAAUUGAAGGCGCAGGUCAAGGAAGAAAUUCGCCAGGAGUCGGCGGCCUUGACGGAUCAGUUUGGUGCGAUGUUGAACUCCAUGGAGCAGAGGCUCCGACGCGAGCAACAGGCAGGUCACCAGGCAGCGUUGGAAGCUGCACGACGUGAGCUAGAGGAAAUCGGAUCCAAGCACGCGACGGUGGAGUCUUCAGCAUCUUCACUACUCCAGGCAGAACCGGAAUCAAUUCCGACGUCGCCGUCGGCAAAAUCGAAACGUAUAGAUCAAUUCAUCGAGGAGAUUGGUUUACGUGUGGACGGUCUCCACGUGAAGUUGGAGGAGCAGCUAACAGCCGCACUUGCCGAAGAGAGAAAGACUCGGGGCAAGUCGAUGUCAGAUGUUUGCCAAUAUAUCGAGCACAUGGUGGGCCUCCAGGAGUCAGAUGCCAAGAAUGACAAGCUACGGCUCCAGGAUUCUAUCUCUCAGCUGGGAGAACGAGUUCAGGUGCUGGAGGAGGCCAUGACGGUGUACUUAUACAACACAAACCAGAUGCCGGACACGGUCGGCGACUCCGGGACGGGCUCCGGCAUCAUCUCGGACGUGCGACCUUCUACGAGCACGGCCGAGCCAGGCCUUGUUGUGCCCGAGCCUACGGAUAUGGCUGCAGACGUGACCUUGCCAUUGCUGCCGAGCAACGGACGCCCAUCAGAAGACCGGACCUCGCCACCCCACCUCAGCGUCUUCCGGAACGGUGGAGAGACAGCUUUGGAACCUGGUGAUGCAGCUGA
Symbiodinium necroappetens is the source of this 1172-nucleotide messenger RNA. NCBI's taxonomy places the organism in Eukaryota, Dinophyceae, Suessiales, Symbiodiniaceae. The record is from the annotation of a GenBank genome assembly.